This is a messenger RNA of Gadus macrocephalus (Pacific cod), 1676 nucleotides long. RefSeq names its product acetyl-CoA acyltransferase 2 (gene acaa2). Gene Ontology annotation, biological process: fatty acid beta-oxidation. The coding region runs from base 142 to 1335 and encodes 397 amino acids. The record is from RefSeq and is a predicted model, not a curated record. NCBI's taxonomy places the organism in Eukaryota, Metazoa, Chordata, Actinopteri, Gadiformes, Gadidae. Gene Ontology annotation, molecular function: acetyl-CoA C-acetyltransferase activity. The transcript has 10 exons.
AAACACAAAUUACCCGGGGUAUUGAGGGGAAAGGUGAGCGCUGAAUCUGACCAUUGCCUGACUGUGUUCGACGGGUUGGAAGCUGGUUGAAAGUGACACCCGGCAUUAUUUCUGUUCAAUUCUCGGAUUGUGCUAUAUGCCAUGGCGCUUCUAAGAGGUGUAUUUAUUGUUGCUGGCAAGCGCACUCCAUUCGGGGCGUACGGUGGUGUUCUGAAGGACCACAGUGCCACAGAUUUAGCUGAACAUGCUGCCAAGGCGGCCCUGGCAGCAGGGGGGGUGGCACCAGAACUUGUAAACAGUGUCAUCUUCGGUAAUGUCAUGCAGAGCUCCGCCGAUGCGGCUUAUAUUGCACGACAUGUGGGACUGAGGGCUGGCGUCCCUAUCCCUGUACCAGCUCUCACUGUGAACCGCCUGUGUGGAUCUGGCUUUCAGUCAAUCAUCAAUGGCGCCCAAGAAAUCUGUUUGAAGGAGUCUGAGGUUGUUUUGUGCGGAGGCUCUGAGAGCAUGAGCCAGGCACCCUAUGCUGUCCGCAACAUACGCUUCGGAACCAAGUUUGGGGUUGACCUCAAGCUCGAGGACACAUUGUGGGCCGGGUUGACAGACCUCCAUAUCAAGCUCCCUAUGGGCAUCACAGCAGAGAACCUGGCAGAGAAGUACCAGCUCACCCGGGAGGAAUGUGAUCUGUUUGCAUACCAGUCCCAGCAAAAGUGGAAAGCCGGUCAUGAGGCCGGACACUUUACAGCAGAGAUUGCUCCCAUCGACGUGAAGGCUAGGAAGGGUAAGGUGCCAAUGACUCAUGAUGAGCACCCUCGUCCACAGACUACACUGGAACAGUUGGCCAAACUUCAGCCAGUCUUCAAGAAGGGAGGGACGGUCACUGCAGCUAAUGCAUCUGGUGUAUCUGAUGGAGCAGCUGCUUUGGUGAUUGCCAGCGAAGACGCAUUAAAAGAACACAAACUGACUCCACUGGCCAGAAUAGUGGCUUAUCAUGCUACAGGUUGUGAUCCAAGUAUCAUGGGAAUUGGCCCAGUUCCAGCAAUCACUGAAGCCCUAAGAAAAGCGGGCCUUUCUCUCAGUGACAUGGAUAUUAUUGAGGUGAACGAGGCAUUUGCCCCACAAUGCCUGGCAGUUGCUAAGGCCCUUGGACUGGACCAAGAGAAAUGUAAUGUCAACGGAGGAGCUAUUGCUAUCGGACAUCCUCUGGGUGCCUCUGGAGCGCGAAUCACGGCCCACCUGGUCCACGAGCUCAGGCGAAGAAAUGGCAAGUAUGCAAUUGGAGCUGCUUGCAUUGGUGGAGGCCAAGGAAUUGCAAUCAUCAUUGAAAACACUCCAUAAAAACAACUGUUUGAUGUGAUUUAUAAUGAUCCUACAAAUUGAAGGGAACUACACCUUAUGACCCACUUGUAAUAAUGAUCAAGCUAUCCAUGAAAAAUGUUACAGUUGUCAUUGCUACUUUAUUAUUCAUAGAUAUGAUGUACUACCUACUAACUACUACCUCAUGUAUGUAGACUGUGCCUUCAGUACACAACAGAAUGAGGUAGAAGCUUUGACAUGUACAAAGUCUGUAACAAUAGGCUUUAAUAAAUUUGUUUCUGCCAUGAUAUACUCCAUACAUAGAAAAUACUACGUUUGUAUUUCCAUGUGAUACUUUCAAAUAAAUGUGGCUGCAAUUUUAA